CUCUAUGUCGAAAUGUAUUUUCCACGUUCAGGCUUUUUUCCUGUCCAGGAAACACCUUCAAACAUGAUUCGAAAUCGGGAGAAUAUGGAGAGGCCAGUCUCGAAAAGAGGGGUCAUUUCUCUUCUCUCCAAAAUGCCGCUUGGGUACGUACUCAACAGCUGCUCGUGUGCUUAUAUCGACAAUCUUCUGGCUCAUAGUAGUGUUCAUCGUGCGAAACCACAUUCGUUCAUGAUACAGCGCCUUGUAGUCAUUUGUGGUCGUUCGUCACCGGCAGUGGCCAAUCAUGCAGCUAACAUCAUUCUCUCCGCUUUCAAUUUCUGUCAAAUAGAUGCUCCAGCGAAGAAAUUUCUCGAUGAAGAAGCAGCUCUUAGUCUGUUUCAUACGGUUCGUUCUUUGUUUUAA
Molecule: messenger RNA, 402 nt
Organism: Caenorhabditis remanei
Lineage: Eukaryota; Metazoa; Nematoda; Chromadorea; Rhabditida; Rhabditidae
Exons: 3
Source: RefSeq, a predicted model, not a curated record